Molecule: messenger RNA, 255 nt
Organism: Mucor mucedo
Lineage: Eukaryota; Fungi; Mucoromycota; Mucoromycetes; Mucorales; Mucoraceae
Exons: 1
Coding region: 1-255 (84 amino acids)
Source: RefSeq, a predicted model, not a curated record
AUGACUAAUAAUAAUCACCACGACAACCCUAUUGCCUACGACAACCCCGUUGCCUACGACAACCCCGUUACCUACGACAACCCCGUUGCCUACGACAACCCCGUUGCCUACGACAACCCCGUUGCCUACGACAACCCCGUUGCCUACGACAACCCCGUUGCCUACGACAACCCUGUUGCCUACGACAACCCUGUUGCCUACGACAACGCUGUUGCACUUGACAAGGGAGAGAAAAAUAAAAGAAAGACAAUAUAA